This is a messenger RNA of Drosophila grimshawi, 2531 nucleotides long. RefSeq lists its product as uncharacterized. The transcript has 4 exons. NCBI's taxonomy places the organism in Eukaryota, Metazoa, Arthropoda, Insecta, Diptera, Drosophilidae. The record is from RefSeq and is a predicted model, not a curated record. The coding region runs from base 533 to 1738 and encodes 401 amino acids.
UUAUUGCGCGGCUAAGAACGGAGCAAGCAGAUAGUGACAAAAGCGACGCGCAAGCAUCAAUAUUUUUACCAAAUUGUAUAUCAAUGUGUUUCGUUUUGGUGCCAAAAACAACAUAAGAUUGUGUAGCAUAAGGACCAAUAUUUCAUUUCUACGCAGCAGCAACAAUCAGCAACAGCAGCAUCAGCAUCGGCCGGAAAAACAAGUUGGCUCAGUGCCCCUCAAGAGUGAAUUGAGAUUCUGGCUGUGAGCAUUCCCAUUCGCAUUCGCAUUCAGUGAGGAAAAGUGCAAGUGCGCAGAUUGAUGUGACGGUGCCCAUGCGCGAACAGCUCAUCGAUCGAUUGGAACCGAUUAUCAAACACUAACCCAACAUAGCCACAAACCCUAACCCUAACCCAAACCCAAACCAAAACAAACCAAAGCAUUGCAACACAAAGCAAAGCAACCCAAUAAACGGGCAACAUUCUGUUCAAAAGCACAUUCAUUAUCAAGCCGAAAACCGAAAGAGUAACGCCAGUUUAUCAACAAAGAAAAUAUGUUUCAAAUCCCACGACCUUCGCGGCUAAUGCUGCAAGUGGCUGCCAUCACUCUAAUCACUAUGCUUCUAAUGUUCUGGCUUGCCUGCCUGCCUGUCUAUCUUUGCAGUGUUCGUCCGUUGGGUGUGCUCUUCCUGGGCCUAUUCAGCUACUGGCUCUAUUGGACACGGUGUAGUUACCGUGUGGUCCUUACACCACAGCUGCGCAACAAAUUCGAGUCGUGGUUGCAUCGUGCUGAGAAUUGGCGUCACAACUCACCCAGCAUGUUCUGUCUGGUUAGCAGCGGCUGCCUGGCCACCCUUGCCAUUUUGGGGCAUCUGAUAUCGGGCUCAACGCUGGUGCUGACCCUAUUGGUACUCUCCGCACUCGUCUCCACCAAAUACAAUUUCAAGCUGCUGCAAAUUGAACGCAGAGAUUUUCAGUGGUCAGAGAAGAUCAACUAUACGAAUGCCGAUGCGGAAGUGGAUGAUGAGUUCAUGCCCGAUGUGAAUGAAUCGAAUCUAUUUGUGCUGGAGCGCGCCAGUGAUGUGGCCACCAUCAGUUCACCCACCGAUGCCGAUGGGGUCGGCGAUAAUGAUGAUGAUGACGAUCGCAGCGAUGAUAUACCCUCUGAGCUUUUAAUACCCGACUCCAUACCCGAAAUCGAUGAGCACUCAACAGACGAGGAUGAUGAGUUGGUGCCCUUGGUGUCUCAGUCCAAGCAGACAGCAGAAGAACAAAGUGCUGCAGGCUACGUCAAGUCUGAACAGACGAAGUCGAACGAAUCCAUCAGCAAUACCAAUUUGUCAAAGGCAGACAAAACGAUGGAUUUUCGCAGGGGACACUUUAAGCGAGACUCCUCAUUGUCCACUACCUCAUCAUCAUCCGAGGAGAGCUUAUCCAAGGGUCUGCAGUUUCCCGACCAUACCAGCGUCGACGCUGGUGCUCCGUCGCUGCCUCAGCUAACUGAUACAGUGGUGAGCAGCGAUGCCCCCACCGGCAGCGCCAGCUCCCUAAUGGCCAUCGCUGUUAAUGCACAAGUGGCGCAAUCCCUGCUUCCCAGCCUCAUGUCCAACUUGGUCAAGUGGGGCGCCAACGAGCUGGCCGUUAAAACAGAUUGCACGGAUAGUGCAGCGCUGGCCAAAUCUCAGCGACGCCAGGUGACCGCGUUGGAUUCAUCCGAUGAAAGCGACUUUGAGAUACUCGAAACGGAUGAUUUUAAGUAAACUAUUGUACGCCUCGUAUUACCAACUAAUAUCUUAAAUAUAUAUUCAUAUAUAUUUACAUAUAUAAACAUACUACACACAAUGUGCAUACGCAAACAUAAAUCCAAUGGGGUCUCAGCACGUUGACUCUUUCAGCGAUUUUUGUAUUUUGCAUUUUGCAUUUUGCAUUAUAUGACAAAAGCAAAGCAGACAAUUAUCAAUUUGCUAUAUAUACAGAUAAGUGAAAUUGUUGUAACGAUGUACUGUAUUGUAUUGUGUUUAAUUCGUAUUGUACGAUGACAAAUACUUAUAUAUAUAUAUACAAUUUAUAUAGGUUUGUAAAAUUUGCUUAAUUUUGUUCAGUUCUGUUACUCUGGGCUCGUGCUUUGUAGAUUAUUAUUUUAAUUAUAAUAUAAUUUUAUCAUUAUUAUUUUUAUUUGUGUUUUUUGGAGCAUCGGUUUAGUUACUAAAGACGCAAAUUGCAAUUGAGUUGAGUUUCAAUCACGAGUUCUAUUAGCAGUAUGCAAAAAUGUAAAUACAUAUUUAUCAAUAUUCAUACACAAAUACAUAUACAUAUAUAUACAUCUAUUCGGUUAUCCAUGCGAAUGUUGAGCUACUUAAUCUGUACACAGAACGCUUUAAAAAAACAAACAAAAAUCGAGGCAAACAUACGUACAUAUUUACAACCUAAUGCGGUGCUGUAACCCAUUUAAACAAAAAUCGCUUAAUACCAAUUUGUCGUAAUUGUGUAUAAAACAAAAAUUGUUCUCAAGUGAAACAUGCUUAAAUAAAACUGAUUUAUUUUGGUAAUUUA